CAUUUUGCGUGUCAGUUCUCCUCGUGUGUGCUUUAUCUGUCUUCAUCAUCUCAUGUCCAACCGGAACGUUUCUUCAGUGAAUUUGAGUUACGGAGCUAUUUCAUCAUCUCGUAAUUGGUAAUUUGCAGUGAUUCGAACAAUCAUAAUAGAUAAUAGUCUGGCCGCCUGUGAUAACCAAAAGUGAUUCAAGAUGUCCUGGUUAUUUGGGUACAAAAGCCAAGUACCGCAGAUGCCCCCUCCACCCGGUGCUGAAGGUGGAGCGCCACAAGAGCCGGGUUCUGCGGGACAAGCUGCUGGGGAUCAGAAUUUAACCAAGGCAGAACGAAAGGCCAUGGAAGCGUACCGGUUCGAUUCGUCUGCGCUUGAGCGAGCUGCUGAAGCUGCCCGAACACUGGAACGUUCAAAACAUGCUCGGGAAGCGCUAGAGUUAUCAAAGUUGCAAGAAUCUACGAGACAGCAUGAAUACAUGGCCAAGGUGAAAGAGUAUGAGGCACAUAUUGAGUCCUCCAAAGUCGAUCAGAAACGGGUUGAUCACGAGGAACGUCGCAAAACAUUGGCCGAAGAGACCAAGCAACAGCAACAGCGAGCACAGUAUCAAGAUCAACUAGCCAGGAAACGAUAUGAGGAGCAACUAGCCCAGCAACAACGAGUGCAGGAGGAAAAUAUACGCAAACAGGAAGAAAGCGUAGCUAAACAGGAAGCGAUGCGCAGAAAAACAAUUGAACAUGAAAUGGAAUUGCGCGAAAAGAAUAAAAUGAAACUUUUGGAGGCAGAGUUACGAGCAAAAGCAAAAGUUGAUCGUGAAAAUCGUGAUCUAACGUUGGAACAGAUCCGGUUAAAGGCUGAGGAAAAUCGUAUUACGGUGAUGGAAGGCAUAAAGACGGCCGGAUCGGUACUGGGCCAGGGAGCGACUGCUUUGCUAACAGAUUGGGGCAAAGUGGCUACAACUGUUGGAGGUCUUUCACUCUUAGCAUUGGGCAUUUAUUCUGCAAAAGGUGCAACUGGUGUCACUGCCCGUUAUAUAGAAGCACGGAUUGGCAAACCCUUACUCGUUAACGAGACUUCUAGAUUUUCACUUCUGGAAGCAGUCCGUCAUCCAAUUACGACAAUUCAACGGUUCAAGGCUAAGCCUACGGAUGCACUACACGGAGUUGUGCUACAACCGAAACUGGAGGAGCGUUUGCGAGAUGUCGCCAUAGCCACAAAAAAUACUAAGCAUAAUAAGGGAUUUCAUCGAAAUAUUUUGAUGUACGGACCACCUGGUACCGGCAAGACAAUGUUCGCUAAAAAGUUGGCUUCUCACUCCGGGAUGGACUAUGCAAUCAUGACUGGCGGUGAUGUCGGUCCAAUGGGGAGAGAUGCCGUGACUGCAAUCCACAAAGUGUUUGAUUGGGCUAACACCAGUCGGCGUGGAUUGCUCUUAUUUAUUGACGAAGCCGAUGCCUUUUUGCGUAAACGUUCGUCGGAACACAUAUCUGAGGAUAUGCGAUCAGCCCUGAAUGCAUUUUUGUAUCGAACAGGCGAACAAAAUCCGCGCUUCAUGUUGGUUUUAGCGUCCAACACUCCCGAACAGUUUGAUUAUGCUAUCAACGAUCGUUUGGAUGAAAUGGUAGAAUUUACACUACCUGGACUAGACGAGCGAGAGCGAUUGAUUCGAUUGUACUUUGACAAAUUUGUUUUGCAGCCUGCAGCCGAAGGAAAAAAGCGUUUCAAGGUAGAACAAUGGGACUAUAGCAUGGUUUGCAGCAGAAUGGCCCAGAUGUGUGAGGGAAUGUCUGGUCGAGAAAUUUCCAAGUUAGGCGUCUCAUGGCAGGCGGCUUGCUAUGCCUCCGAGAAUGGAGUUCUUACCGAGAAAAUGGUUCUGGAUCGCUGUGACGCGGCGGUUCGUCAACACAGGCAGAAGAUGGCAUGGCUCUCGGAACAGGAAAAGCAAGACCACAAAUCGAUAACCGGUGGCAAAGGUUAUGUAAUUGAAUCGUAGAAUUUGUGUAAACAUUAGUUCCAGAAAAGUGUUUAAACGAUUAUGAAGGGCUUCGUUUUUAGUAAUUCAAUUGGCUGGUCCCAAUGUUGCGGUACAAAGGCAUCCUCUUUUGAUCUGAAAUUGUUUUUGCUUUCAGCUGCCCAGUGAUGCGAUGCCUUUUUCCUCAAGAGAUCAUAUCCAAUUGGAACGAAUUAGUUGCAUAUGGGUUAGAGAGAAAAAAAAGUAAAGUCAGAGUGAACCUUUAGUUUAGUUCAUCCGUUCCUCUCAGGGAAAUUUAUAUUAAACUUCUUCGAACGGGGGAACCGCAAAUGUUGUAACAGACCACCAUCGAAAAGAGAUUGAAUGCAUUUAGAACCAACUGCAUUAUUUGAAUCUAGUGUGUUCAUAUUUCUGACGGUUUUCUUUUCAAAUGUUAAUUAAAUGUACUGUAUUUUUUUUUCUAUUAACUGCCACCACAGACUAACAGAUAUAAUAUUUUCAUUGAGCAUGCAAAACCUGAAAUUUGCUGGUUGGAUAGUAUCUACUUAGCGUCGCGGUCCGUUAGUGGUGGUUUACGAGUAUUGUCAAUUUGGACAAUGAAUAUUGUUUAUAAUCUAGAGAUGCGAUGAAGAUGAGCACUAUUUGUUUAUUUGUUGUAUCUACACCAAAAACUACGUGGCCCUAAUGGUGCUUUGUCUUUUGACAAAUCGAGCCAACUUUUCUGUGACCGCAGUUCUGUCCAAGUGUAAGCGUGGAAUUGAGCAAUGGUGAGGAUUUUCAGAUAUUGCUUGGAGAUUUGAAGUUUUUCCAGCUUUAUGUAUUUUAUACGUAUUUACGAAUGGUCUGCAUCUAAAAACGUACUACAAUUGGGUAAAAAACUAUUAUCGACCUAAGUAUUUGUGCUCAUACAUAUUGCAAUAAACAUGUUUAUCAUAUAGAAUUUUCAAAAAAGAAAUUUUGAAUUUCGUUAAGAGAUGAGUUAAAUUCCAGGUUAUUGAAAAUCGCUCCUAAAAUGAUGAUUAUAUGAGCGACCGAAAAUAAAAGUCGCAAGGACAGAAUAUGUUUCGUAAAACCCGUUUGAAAUAUAUUAGAGUAUAAAAACCGGAUAUAAACUUCAAGCAUAAUAAUCGGACUGGGACAUUCCUUUGUAAGAGUCGGGUAAAAAAACCUUCAGUAAAAAAAACCGGAAAGAAAUACAUCCGAUUCUUACAAAUUAGUUUUUGUUAGCCGACUUUUAAUCUUGAACAUCAAGAUAUACGGAUGCUCCUACGAGCGAUUUAUUUAUUUUUAAACGAUUUUUAUACCGGAGGUUCAUCCUUGCCGAGUUUUACGGGUGAGAACUUUUAAGCGAUUCUUAUGCUGAAGGAUUUCUGUCCGAUUUUUAUGCUUGAAAUUUAUUUCCGAUUUUUAUAUUCCAAUAUGUUUGAAACGGGUUUCGCGAAGCAUGUUCUAUCCUUGCGACUUUUAUUUUCGGUCGCUCAUAUGUAGGUAUAUAUUUAAAGGUCCCAUUCUACAAUAAGUCAUGGAAAAAUGUAAAAUGCUCCAAAAAAGACCAAGAUUUCCAAUGAUUCAUAAUCUGCACGCCGACACUGAAAAAUUGAAGAAUUUGUUCAAAGUAUUAUGUUUGUUAGUCUGUGCUGUUACUACAACAUGGAAACGUAUGGGCUCAAAUAUA
Topomyia yanbarensis is the source of this 3635-nucleotide messenger RNA. Its product is annotated as ATPase family AAA domain-containing protein 3A homolog. The transcript is spliced from 4 exons. Gene Ontology annotation, cellular component: mitochondrion. Gene Ontology annotation, molecular function: zinc ion binding; ATP binding; ATP hydrolysis activity. The record is from RefSeq and is a predicted model, not a curated record. Gene Ontology annotation, biological process: mitochondrion organization. Lineage: Eukaryota; Metazoa; Arthropoda; Insecta; Diptera; Culicidae. The coding region runs from base 191 to 1981 and encodes 596 amino acids.